Messenger RNA from Daucus carota subsp. sativus, 4123 nucleotides. Its product is annotated as mechanosensitive ion channel protein 6-like. Gene Ontology annotation, cellular component: plasma membrane. The transcript is spliced from 4 exons. Gene Ontology annotation, molecular function: mechanosensitive monoatomic ion channel activity. NCBI's taxonomy places the organism in Eukaryota, Viridiplantae, Streptophyta, Magnoliopsida, Apiales, Apiaceae. Gene Ontology annotation, biological process: monoatomic anion transport; transmembrane transport. The record is from RefSeq and is a predicted model, not a curated record. The coding region runs from base 1149 to 3854 and encodes 901 amino acids.
CUUCUGUGAAAGAGACGGGAUAAAUUUAAACGGAAACAAAUCAAAUAUUCAGGGGUUGGAAAAGGGGAAGGCGGGCGGGCUCUUGACCGAGAUAUGAGGUGCUUGGGGCUCAUGAUCAAAUCAUGGUGCUGUUGGGGGAGGGGACUCAUGCUCAACAAAUCAAGUAUGAGGUGCUUGCAGGAGGUGUGGGCAAGCUAAUUUUUUUUUGAGUUUGACAGGUCUGACCACCUCGGGCUCAGGUCACAUGUUUACAAAAUUUACAAUAUUUAUAUAUAGUAUAUGGGUUAGUCCCAGGCCAAAUCAUCAUGAUCCCCAACAUACACAUGCUAUGACCUAAUAUAUCAUUUUAAUUUUUGGUCAUGCUAUGACCUAAUAUAUCAUUUUAAUUUUUGGUCAUGAGAUGCGGCAGGAGGUGUGGGAAAGGUAACUUUUUUUUUGUUGUUGUUGAGUGUUUGACAAGUCUGACCACCUGAGAUCUUAGGGCUCAGGUCACAAGUUUACAACAUUUGUAAUAUGUGUAUAUACUAUAUGAGUCGAGUAUACUAUAUGAGUCGAGUUCAGGUAGGAAGUUUAUGAUAUUUGCAAUAUGUACAUAUAUUAUAUGAGUCGAGUUCAGGUGGGAUACGGAUCACCCGCAUGUAUGCGGGAUCGAACAUAUCAUUUUUGGAUCGUUGAAUAAAUAUCCGGCGGUCAGGAUUAUAACAAUUUUUUUAACAUAUUUUAAGGAUUAUAAUAUUUUGGGUAUUCAUAAUACUUUAACCGCUAAAUUAUUGGGAAAGUGUAAAAGUGUGUAUAACCAAUUGCAUGAAUUGGGGGUUUCUAACAUUCUGAUUAAGCAGAAAAGGUUGACUUGUGGCAAAUAGAUAUGGAGACGUGAUUUACGUAACAAUAUAUCUGCAUGCAUGAAUCCAUAAAGAAAGAGAAAGAUAUGUAGGCCUAAAAUGAAGCACAAGCAUGCAAUUUCAUAAUCUCCACCCUCUGUCUCUGAUUCAUUUCUCAGCAACACCAACAACAGCUAGCACUUGAUUUCUAUUGCAUUCUCUUUCUCAAAACCAUCGAUUUUAUCACAUAUUUCUGCACCUAAACUUGAUGUAUUCAAUCGUAAGACAAUGUUUUAUGAGACAUAAUAUGUCUGUUAGCUCUGAUUCAUGGAUUUUUCUAUGAAACGCAAGUCGGAUGGGCGUAACUCGGAACACCACCACGACUUGAGCCUCGAGCACCUCCCCAUUCUCGCCAAUCACCGUGGCUCGUCCUCUGCCCCCUCCUCCCCCUCCUACUCCUCCUCCUCCCCCUCCUCCAGCUCUGAAGAACACGGAGAAAUCAUUGUGGAUAUAGACGCUUCAUCCUCUGAGCCUAAGGCUCCCUCCAACGACCCGUCUUUGUGGCGCCAAUCGAGCUAUGAAUUUUGGACGGAUCAGAAAGUAGGAGACGAUACCGUAGAAGAACAACCAAUGGCUGACUUGGAGAAGAAUCAGUCUGCGUCUGCAGGCCGUCCUCCUCGUAUCAUGGAGAAUAAUCGCUCUAAAGUCUCGUUUCAAACGCCUUCUAGAAAGUUCUCCGAAGAUGAAAAUGAUAACCCUCGCAGCAACACGCCAGGGGCAGCCGAAGACAGUGUGUCGGGUCACUGCUACUCCAGAAGACUGCCAUCAAAUGCAGGCGGUGACCGCGAUGAGGUGAUCAAAUGCACUUCUUUUCAGAAGAGGCCUAGUUUCUUAUUGUCAACCAAAACUGUCUCCAGGCUUAGUGACCCGCCUGUGUCUGACCGGAGGACUGAUCGCGUGCCUGCAUCAGGGCCUCUCAAGUCGGGUAAGGUUUCUGGAAUGCUUGAGAAAGUGCCCGGUAUAGAUGAUGACGACGACGAUGAUGACAUAUUACUUGAUGAUGUGCCUUCUGACGAUUUCAAGACAGCCAAGCUUGACGCUUUGACGUUAUUACAGUGGAUUAGUCUAUUCACGAUUGUGAGCCUUUUCAUCUGUAGUCUUGUGAUUCCCAAAUGGAAGCGGGCAGAAUUUCGGGGACUGGAGUUAUGGAAAUGGGAGGUCUUGGUGCUUGUUUUGAUCUGUGGUAGACUGGUUUCAGGGUGGGGGAUUAGAAUCAUUGUCUUCUUUUUCGAGAGAAAUUUUAUGCUGCGGAAACGAGUUCUGUAUUUUGUUUAUGGUCUACGGAAGGCUGUGCAGAAUUGUAUAUGGUUAGGUCUGGUUUUGAUAGCCUGGCAGUGUUUCUUUGACCAGAAGAUUGAAGGUAAUAAUGAAUUCUUGUGGUUUAUCAACAAGUUGAUGUGGUGUAUGUUGACAGCUACGUUGCUUUGGCUACUGAAGACUCUGAUGGUUAAGGUCCUUGCUUCUUCGUUCCAUGUGAGCACCUUCUUUGAUCGGAUUCAGGACUCGUUGUUUAAUCAGUAUGUGAUUGAGAUGUUAUCAGGGCCGCCUCUUAUAGAGUUGCAGAACAAUCAAGAUGAGGACGAGAGGACGAUGAUUGAAAUCUCAAAGCUCCAGAGUGCAGGGGCUACUCUGCCCCCUGAUCUGAGAUCAGCCAUUCCAUCCCCAGCAGCAAAGAGUGGCAGAGGAUCCCAAACCCCUGGUAGAUCGGAAACUGAUAGCAAAAAGUUUUCAGGGGCAUUGACGAUUAAUAGUAAGAGACAGGAGGAAACCAUAACAAUAGAUCAUUUGCAUAAGCUGAACCCCAAGAACAUCUCUGCCUGGAACAUGAAAAGGUUGAUGAAUUUAGUCCGACAUGGCUCUCUUUGUACCCUCGAUGAGCAGAUACAGGAUCUCACGAAUGAGGAUGAUAAUAAUAAGCAGAUCACAAGUGAAUAUGAGGCUAAACUUGCAGCAAGGAAGAUAUUUAAAAACGUGGCAAGGCCGCGGUCCAAGUACAUCUACAUGAGUGACUUACUGCGUUUUUUGGGAGAGGAAGAGGCGAUGAAGGCUAUGGCUAUACUAGAAGGAUCAUCUGAUUCUGACAGAAUAAGCAAGAAAGAUCUCAAGAACUGGGUGGUGAAUGCAUUUAGAGAACGAAGAGCACUGGCCUUGACGCUUAAUGAUACAAAAACAGCCGUAAACAAACUUCAUCAUAUGGUGAAUGUAUUAGUUGGAGUUAUCAUCUUCAUUAUCUGCAUUCUGAUACUGGGACUUGCUUCCACGCAAUUUUUGCUCGCGGUCAGCUCUCAGAUAGUUGUUGUGACAUUUAUAUUUGGAAAUACCUGCAAGACUGUAUUUGAAGCUAUCAUCUUCUUGUUUGUGAUUCACCCUUUUGAUGUUGGGGAUCGUUGUGAAAUUGGUGGAACUCAGAUGAUUGUUGAAGAAAUGAACAUUCUGACUACAGUAUUCUUAAGAUAUGACAGCCAGAAAAUUAUAUAUCCAAAUAGUACUCUCUCAACAAUUCCUAUUCAUAACUACUACCGGAGUCCGGACAUGGAUGAUGCAAUUGAUUUUUACCUUCAUAUCGCUACCCCGAUAGAGAAGAUCAAUUUGAUGAAGCAGAAAAUUUUGAGGUACACUGCUGAAAAAGUCAUAAUGCUCAUUAUGUCUAAACAGAUACAACUUACAGAGUUUCUUAACUCUUGCAGUUACAUCGAAAACAAGAAGGACCACUGGUACCCGAAUGCCAUACUUGUAACGCGGGACACUGAUCAGUUGAACAGGAUUAGAAUGUCUUUAUGGCCAACACAUAAAAUGAAUCACCAAAACAUGAUUGAGAGAUAUAACCGGAGAUCUCUCCUCGUGGAAGAGAUACUUAAAACCGUCAAAGAACUGGGAAUCGAGUAUCAGCUGUAUCCCCUUGACAUCAAUGUCAAAAACAUGGCCGAUAUCACCUCCACAAGAAUGCCCUCUACUUGGACAAGUCCUUCUUGAGAAGAUCACCACUGAGUUCCUGCAAAAAAUGUAGAUAAAUUUUCAAACUUCUGUGGAAUGCAGAAUGAGAGAAUUUAUAAUGUAAAAUGUUGAACACGGCGACAUAAUCUUCUACUUGGCAUGGGUGGAUUUAAAUCAAAAAUCAUCUGCAGAAACUUUUGAUAGUCUAUAGGAGCGACUACUGCAAUCCUACAAAGGAGCAUUGUAGAGAGUCCAUGUAGCUAGCAUCUUUAGUAAAGUCGCUCUCAAGGAUAUGUAGUACCAUGACA